CACACAGGGAUUUAACAAACGGGGGAAAGUGGCGCGUAUAUAGAGGAGAUGGUACCACACUUAUAUAAGAUCCUUGCGUACCCAUCGACCACGAAUUUUGGUGCUUCCAACGGUGGUCUGAACCUCUUCUGAUAUAUUUUUUUUUAUUUUUAAGACCAAAAUGAAGCUAGCUAUAAUCUCUUUGGCCAUCCUAGCUGUAGCUACAGCUUUUCCUCAAAAAGAAGGUGGUGCCUACACAAACGAAGCCAUCAGGCAAGCACAGCAAACCUUUCUGAUUCCCAAGGAUGCGCAAAUUCAAAAGGUGCAAGAAGGAAUAGAAAUUGGUGCCUACGAAAGUAUACCCGGUGACCAAAAAAUUAACCUCUUCGAAAUCUUAGGAGACCAAUUCCCACCAGAGGUAGUCAACAACUUGCAAGGCCAAAUCGACCAAGUUGGCAAAAACUAAACGAUUUUUAGAUAUAAGUUAUCUAUUGUGAUCUUUUGCACCCUCCCUUCUGUAUAUAGUCCUAUCCGCACUCUUUGCACCAACUCCCUUAAUUUGCACCAUUACUUUUAUUGCACCCCUCGCUGUUAUUCUUCUCAAAAAUGUGCCAACUUUCCUUAACUUCUUCCUUGCCAACAUUGUAUCUUUAAUGUUAUAUUUUUUUGUAAAUACACAAUAAAAUAUU
Messenger RNA from Anthonomus grandis grandis, 668 nucleotides. RefSeq lists its product as uncharacterized. NCBI's taxonomy places the organism in Eukaryota, Metazoa, Arthropoda, Insecta, Coleoptera, Curculionidae. The record is from RefSeq and is a predicted model, not a curated record. Bases 161 to 445 code for a protein of 94 amino acids. The transcript has 3 exons.